AAACACACACACACACACACACACACCACACACACACAUCAACCACUGCCAUCGGCAUCUUUCUGUGUGGCGCUGGCCUUUGACGCCUUUCAUACUCUUCUUGAGCCGACCUGUGUACCACUGCCAACCGUUCUUUUGCCUCUGUUCCUUGCGGGCUGCGAGCAUGGUUCGUGGGCUGUCGCUGGCACUGGUUGCCACCACCGUCAUUGUGUCGCUGUCGCUCGUGGCUGGAGUCCACGGCGAGCCAUGCGGUGACCGCAUUGUCAACAACACAGAAAAGCCAAUCUGCAAAGGCGGAUCCGGCACGUUCUUGCCCGCCUUCAACGCCUACGGCGAGGACAACUGGUCGGAUGGCCUGAAGAUCUUCCUGUACCUUGCCGGGCUCCUCUGGACCUUCUCCGGCAUUGGCAUCAUCACCGAUGUCUUUAUGGAGGCCAUCGAGGUCAUCACCAGUAAGGAAAAGGAGGUCAAACUGAAGGACGGACGCGUCGUGCACGUUCAGGUCUGGAACCCCACCAUUGCCAACCUGUCGCUGAUGGCACUGGGCUCCUCGGCUCCCGAGAUUAUCCUCUCCGUGAUUGAGGUUGUGGCGGGAAACUUCUUUGCCGGCGCCCUUGGCCCGUCCACCAUUGUUGGAUCCGCCGCCUUCAACCUGCUCGUCAUCUUCGCUGUCUGCUCCCUCGCAGUGCCACAGGGCGAGGUUCGGCGGCUGGAGCAGUACGGCGUGUUCAUCGUCACCGCCAUCUUCUCUGUGUUUGCAUAUGUCUGGCUCAUCAUCAUCCUCGUUGUCUCCUCGCCAAACGUCGUCGAAGUCUGGGAGGGUGUGCUGACGCUGCUGUUCUUCCCAAUGCUGUUGGGCCUCAGCUUCAUGGCCGAUCGUGGAUACUUCGACUUUGGAAAGCGGCACCCGGCUUCUGUUGACAAUGUGCUGCGCAUUGACAACGACGUUGAGCACGGGCACCAGUUCCACGACCCAUACGAGGCAGACACCAUCAUCAAGCGAAUCGCGCGCUCCAACUCGAUGACAAUGGAGGAUAAGGUCAACCUCGCCCUCGCAAAGAAACUCAAGGGCGAGCGAGUGUCGCGUGCGCAGUUCCGGAUUGACGCGACGCGAAAGCUCGUCGGCUCUGGCGGCAUUCUCCCAGACUACAACAAGGCCAAGUUGCAGGAGGCCCUACUCCGGGACGACUUCUUUGAGGCGCACAAGACGAAGUUGGCGAAGAAGAACUUUGUUGGCCUCGAGUCGCUCCAAUACUCCAUCGGCGAAGGCGACGGCCACGUGAAUGUGAAGAUUCUUCGGACGGGCGACUUGUCACUGCCGCUGACCAUUGAGUACUACACCGAGGGCGACACGGCAACCAUGGGCGUGGAUUUUGAGGAGACGAAAGGCGUGGCCGAAUUUUCUGCUGGAGAAGAAGAGAAAGUCAUCCCAAUCAAGAUUAUCGACGAUGACGAGGAGGAGGACGAUGAGCAUUUCUACUUCUACAUCAAGAACCCGUCCCCAGAGCAGUAUCUCAUUGUGCCCGGCCGCAACCGCGCACGCAUCACCAUCAUCGACGACGACCACCCAGGUGUUGUGUCACUUGAGCUGUCCAAGUUCAGCUGUUUGGAGAACGUCGGAACAAUCUUCCUGUCUGUUCUGCGGCAGAACGGAUCCAAGGGGGAGCUGAAGGUGAAUUACGCAACACAGGACGGCACGGCACACGCCCCCCACGACUACGAGGAAACAAAGGGCACGCUCGUGUUUGAGGAUGGCGAGACGGAGAAGGUGAUUGCCAUCAACAUUGUUGACGACGAGGAAUACGAGCUUGACGAGCACUUCUUCCUCACCCUCGAAGAGAGCGAGGAUGUCACCUUUGGCGAGGUGACCAAGUGCAAGAUCACCAUCCUCAACGAUGAUGAAGUCACCACGCUCGCUGACAAGGUGACGGCGCUGCUGAAUCUCAAUCUCGACAAAUUCCGCAUCGGCGGCACGGACUGGAAGUCGCAGUUUGUCGACGCGCUCGCAUGGCCGGAGGAGGGCUCUGGCACGUUUGCCAUUGUGAUGCACCUCAUCAACAUCCCCUGGAAGAUCAUUGCCGCCUGCCUUCCGCCCACCUUGUUCCUGAAUGGCUGGGUGACGUUUGGGUCAGCGCUGAUCAUGAUUGGCAUUGUCACGGCGACAAUUGGCGACCUUGCCUCUCUCAUGGGCUGCGCAAUGGGCCUUGAGGAUGCGGUGACAGCCAUCACGUUUGUUGCCCUCGGCACGUCGCUCCCCGACACAUUCGCAAGCAUGUCCGCCACAAUUGCAUCAGACACAGCAGACGCAGCCAUCACCAACGUGACGGGCAGCAACUCUGUGAAUGUGUUCCUGGGUCUUGGCCUCUCGUGGAUCAUCGCCGCCAUCUACUGGCCCGUCGUCGGCAAGACUGACGAAUGGAUUGCAACCGUUCCCCCGUGCAUCAACGCCAAGUACUCCAAUGCAGUGUUCUGGGUUCCCUCUGGCGACCUUGCUUUCAGUGUCAUCAUCUUCUCCCUCUGCUGCAUCAUCUGUCUGGGCACACUCGUCGUUCGCAGAUACACCGUCGGCGCUGAGCUUGGCGGUGCGUACGCCAAGCCAACUGCUGCACUGUUUCUCACGCUCUGGCUGAUGUACAUUCUUCUCUCUUCCCUCUCCACAUACGAACACAUUAGUCUGUAAGCGCUUGCCUUCGCCAUUACCAUCACAAUUAUGUGUGUGUGUGUGUUCUGUUUUGUUUCCUCGCGGUGUCUGUGUGUGUGCGUGUGUCUGUCUGUCAUUUCCGCGACCACUGGCCUCAAUUUCGUCCUAUGUGUGUGUUCGAAAGCUCUUUUCACCUGCAUGUGUCCUUCUGAUCUUUCGUGUUUUCUCCUUCUUUUUUGUUGUUGCAUGACACGCGUUGCUUGUCUUGAUCAACCAGUGGUGCUGCUGCUCAUUGUAUUUGGUUAAGUUUAACAAACAAAAAGCAACCUCUCAACCACA
Molecule: messenger RNA, 2980 nt
Organism: Salpingoeca rosetta
Lineage: Eukaryota; Choanoflagellata; Craspedida; Salpingoecidae
Product: Na+/Ca2+ exchanger NCX3 isoform
Exons: 20
Coding region: 164-2680 (838 amino acids)
Biological process (GO): transmembrane transport; calcium ion transport; cell communication
Cellular component (GO): membrane
Molecular function (GO): calcium:sodium antiporter activity
Source: RefSeq, a predicted model, not a curated record